Molecule: messenger RNA, 297 nt
Organism: Effrenium voratum
Lineage: Eukaryota; Dinophyceae; Suessiales; Symbiodiniaceae
Source: the annotation of a GenBank genome assembly
AUGUACCUGCCGGCGCAUCGGGACGUGCGCGACCUCCGGGAGUCCGCCCGCGGCGCGUGCGAUCUCAAGGGCGCCGCCCAGGACGCGAUAAACACCGUGGAAUGGCAGCACCUUAUGAUGGCGCAGGAGCAGGCGAUGGCGAACGAGAAGGAUCCCCUGGAUUCGCCCCGGCGCCCGUCCCCGCUGAAGCGCAAGCGGAACCUUUCGCCGCUGAAGCGGCGGGAGCCGCGCAGGGAGGAAGGCGACGGCCCUUCGGGGCGAGCACAGUUUGAUACCUUCUUGGUUCCCGCCGUGUGA